AUGUUGAAAGUUUCGGAAAGUAUUCAGCAACCCGAAUCCAGUAGUAGCAGUGUCGUUCCAUCCAUUCAUGAGAAAUCAGAGGAAGAUUACGAUCCAAUUAAUCCAGCCAAAGAUGAAUAUUCACAUAGAAUUAUUACUUUAGAGGGUUAUUAUGAUUAUGAUAAAGAAAUUGUUGUUGGCCUCAGAAAGAGUCCACUCACGAAGCGGCUCGAUCUGCCCACGAGUGUUGGAGAGAUGGGCUUUUUUAUAUUGACACCCUUUGUAACAAAACAAGGAGAAAUUGUAAUGGUCAAUAGAGGAUGGGUACCUCAAAGUAUUUACAAAAAUCCCACUAGUGCUUCCAAACAAGAUUUUGAAAAAAAGACCACCGAUAAAAAUCAUAUUGAAAAAGUCACAGCCAUCAUUCGACCAGGAGAAUAUUUAGGCGCUGGUGUUUCUGAUAGUUAUGACGGAAAGUCAAACAAAUUUAUUGCUAUGGAUUUGUUUUCGAUAGCCAAAUAUUACAAGCUGCCUUAUAUUCCACUUCUUGUGGAUGCUUUUUAUCACAUUCCAAACUUUGUCUAUUCGGAAAAACAAACCAGCGAAAAUUCUCUAAAAGCUUCUAAGGCACAAGACACUAAAUAUCCCAUGGUGGCCAUUCCUGACGAUUAUAUGAAGUUUUACAUUACUCCUGCCACUCAUGUGGCUUACAUGGUCACAUGGUAUACACUGUGUCUAUGGAUAAUUGGAUCUUUGGUAUAUUUAAAGAGAAAGAGGAGAUUGUCGAGCUUUUAA
Molecule: messenger RNA, 774 nt
Organism: Naegleria fowleri
Lineage: Eukaryota; Heterolobosea; Eutetramitea; Acrasida; Naegleriidae
Exons: 2
Coding region: 1-774 (257 amino acids)
Cellular component (GO): membrane
Source: RefSeq, a predicted model, not a curated record